UAAAAUAAAAAUAAAAAUAAAUAAAUAAAUAAAAUAAUAAAAACAAAUAGUUUAAAAAUUAUGCAUUUGGUUGUGGCAAUAAUGAAUUUCCUACAAAUACCAAAAGCAACUGCUGUCAUUUGGCUGGCUUUUAGUCUAUUCGGUUUAUUAAUUAAGCUGCCAGUUACUACAGCGGGUCCUCAUGAGAAACGUUUACUUCAUGCACUUUUAGAUAAUUACAAUAGUUUAGAACGACCCGUUGUUAAUGAAUCCGAUCCACUGCAAUUAAGUUUCGGUUUAACCCUAAUGCAAAUUAUAGAUGUGGUAAGUGCGUAAUUUAUUUGUAUAUUAUAGAAAUUUUGCUUUAAACUCUGUAAUCAAUUACUUUCCAUACAUAUUUAAUAUGCUUUGACACAUUUGUUGCCGUAAGGUAUA
Glossina fuscipes is the source of this 414-nucleotide messenger RNA. Its product is annotated as neuronal acetylcholine receptor subunit alpha-7-like. The record is from RefSeq and is a predicted model, not a curated record. Lineage: Eukaryota; Metazoa; Arthropoda; Insecta; Diptera; Glossinidae. Gene Ontology annotation, molecular function: extracellular ligand-gated monoatomic ion channel activity. Gene Ontology annotation, biological process: monoatomic ion transport. The transcript has 2 exons. The coding region runs from base 61 to 315 and encodes 84 amino acids. Gene Ontology annotation, cellular component: membrane.